Hymenoscyphus albidus is the source of this 1977-nucleotide messenger RNA. The record is from the annotation of a GenBank genome assembly. Lineage: Eukaryota; Fungi; Ascomycota; Leotiomycetes; Helotiales; Helotiaceae.
CCCACCAAAAUAAUUCGGGUUGAUCAAUUGAAGAUAACAACACCACAACACCAUGGCUGCAGUGCAAGAACUCGCCGACCGAACCAAGAUGGACACUAUUUACGUCGACAUUGAUACGGGAGCAGACGACGAGUCCGCCACCGGUACCGAAAGCAAACCAUACAAGUCGUUGGCCUAUGCGUAUAUCCAGCAGGGUGGCAGUGAGGGGAAAUCAUAUCAAUCGCGUGCCUCCACAACAGGUCCCGUCAGCACAGACGGUGACCCAGCAGAGAGAUUGGUAUGGAAAGAUCCUGCAAAAGCCGCAGUGAAAAAAGCCCAGAGUGCAUUGGACGCGCACAAGAAAAAGGCAUUGAAGCAACAACAACAAGCCGCCCAGGAAGAAGAGAAGGAAAAGGCCCGGCUAAAGACGCUCGAGGAUGCGAAGAAAAUCGUCCUCACCGAAGAUGCCUCCCUACCCAAGGCCACUAAGAUCACAAUUGGCGACAAGACGGUUCAAUUAAGAAAUGAGGGUGUCAAGGGCGCCCGCGUCAAGGUUUCUGGUCGCAUUCACAGAUUACGACAACAGAAGCAAGCUACCUUCAUUACCUUGAUUGACGGAUAUGGACACCUUCAAUGCGUUCUUGCUGGAGAUCUCACAAAAACUUACGAUGCUCUCACAUUCGCUCAAGGCACUUCCUUGACGCUUUAUGGCGAAAUGCGCGAAGUCCUCGCUGGUCAACAAGCUCCAGAUAGCCGAGAACUUCACGUUGAUUACUACAAAGUCCUUGGUUCCAGUCCUUCCGAUGCAGAUGCCAUCACCAACAGAGUUUCCGCUCAACAAGAUCAAUGGGAAUCUGCCAUGUUGGACAGUCGUCACUUGGUUCUACGAGGUGAUACUGCCUCUUCGGUUAUGAAGGUUCGAUCGGCAGUAGAGUGGGCAUUCGCAAAGGCAUAUCGGGAGAUGCACUUCACUAAGAUCAGUCCUCCAGCUUUCGUUCAAACUCAAGUCGAGGGGGGCUCUACACUAUUUGAAUUAGACUACUACGGAGAAAAGACAUAUCUAACCCAAUCAUCCCAACUCUACCUCGAGACUGGACUCCCAAGUUUGGGCAAUGUCUACUGCAUCGAAAAGUCAUUCCGUGCUGAGAAAUCUCUCACUCGUCGUCACUUAUCAGAAUACACUCACGUUGAAGCUGAACUGGAUUUCAUCGAUUUUGAGGAUCUCCUAGACCAUUUGGAAGAAAUCAUCAGCAGAGUCAUUGGCACCCUGAUGGACGACAAGGAAAUCGCUGGCUACAUCAAAGAGCUCAACCCUGAGUUCACCCCUCCAACUCGACCAUUCAAGCGUAUGAGAUACUCUGACGCAAUUGACUGGUUGAACGCCCAGGAUCCCCCUAUUCUCAACGAAGAAGGCAACCCCCAUGUAUUCGGUGACGAUAUCGCUGAGGCUGCCGAACGAAAAAUGACGGAUAUCAUCAACCUCCCCAUCCUCUUGACCCAUUUCCCGGUUGAAAUCAAGGCUUUCUACAUGAAAAAGGAGGAUGCUGAUCGUCGUGUUACUGAGAGUGUUGAUGUUUUGAUGCCUGGUGUGGGAGAGAUUGUCGGAGGCUCAAUGAGAAUGGAGGGGUAUGAGGAGUUGAUGGAGGCGUAUGCUAGGGAGGGGAUUAGUCCAAAGGAGUACUAUUGGUAUACGGAACAGCGAAAGUAAGUCCCUUAUCCUCCACUCUUAUCAUUCAUUUGCAAUAGAUACUGACUAUGUUUAGGUAUGGUACGUCACCCCACGGUGGUUACGGACUUGGCCUUGAGCGAUUCAUUGCCUGGAUUUGCAAACAACAUUCUGUCCGUACUUGUUGCUUGUAUCCUCGAUUCAUGGGACGUUGCAAGCCUUAGAGAUCUUUUUGGUCUGCAUUACUUCUGGAAUUUCGAGCCUUGUGAACCCUUUGGCUCCACUGCGACGGCUCGUCUUGGUGCUUCUUAUGGUGUGGUUGUGUGUGUGCG